GGGGUUGAUUGUGAAAUGAGAAACAUAAGGGGCAGCAUUGUCAUUUUAUAUUAUAACUAAGAUUUGGUUAUGCGAAAGUACAGCAUAAUCCAGAUUCCACUGUAUAUUCUCUUUUCUUUUCUUUUUUCUGUAUUAAUUUCCAUAAAUAAUAAACCAAAAUGUUUUCUCCUUCGAAUGUGGAAUGAAUGGGCAAAGCAAAGCACCAUUAAAACUUUUUCCUUCAACCUUCCAUAGCUCUUUCCAGCGAAAACCCUGAACGCGUUUUAGAGAGGGAAAGAGAAGGGACUGUUACUGUUUGUUACUGUAUUCCAAUAUGUUGUCCAGCUUCCUUAAUGGCGUCCUGAUUGUUGGUAUUCAGAGAGAAGACGAACCUCUCUGAAUUUCUUAGUCUCUUUUUUUUUUUUCUAAAAUUUUAAAAUUCUGUUUAUAUUGUUUGGACCUGUUAGAAAGAGAAAGAGACGGCGAGGAAAGACAGGCGAGAGAGAAAAAGAAAAUUAGAAGUCGUUUUCUGAGUUUGAGUUGACUGGCUGUAUCGGUGUAUGAUUUGUCGCGUUUCUUUCAUUCGGGUUCAUGGCUCUACUCGUAUUUAGAAGCGGCAAACGGUUUCAUGGAAAUCUUAAAUGGCUUAGAGGAGUUGUGAGUUUCGACAAGGAAAAGCCAUCUUUCAGAUAAAUUUCUUGAUAGGCAACUUUCCACAGACGGUUGUCUUGGCUGAACGAUUCUGAUCUGUUCAUCCACUUUAGUCCAACUCUUUAUGAGACAGAUCCUGUUGUGUUGUAGGGAAAAAAGAAACAGAAACUUCAGCUUUAUAAUCUGGUGCAUAGCAUCAUAGAUUUUGUUAGAAACAAACAAGUCUUUCAGAUUCGUGAAGUUUAAGCUUCGGUGGCAAAUCUUCUUUGGCAAAAAUUUCUACAGUUCACGUCAGUCAGGUGAAUUUACUAGAACAGUGUUUAUUAUCAUCAUUUGCAGCUCUUUCUGGAGGGAUCUUCUUUCAUACUAGUAAAUCAACUCUCGGCUUCAAAUAAGGCACCUGCCAAGUUUAACUCCUAUUACCUCUGUGAGGAAUCUUCUUUAGAAGUUUCUUCCAGUAUAAACUUUGUCCAUUUCGGCAAAUCUCCUUUGGCAUUAGAGUCCUUCGUCCCUUUCGGGCAAAUCUCCUUUGGCAUUAGAGUCAAAAUAUCCUUUUCAGGAUAUUUUACUCACUAUCUCUUUCAAACAGUUGAAUCAACUGGAAGAUAAAUACCACGCAAAUCGCAACUGAAAAUUUUAGUUAUAUCCUUGGCUGUAUUGCCUUAGCAAAAAUAAAAAAAAAUAAAAGCCUUGGCUGUAUCCUCCUUCAGGAUUGACUAUUGACUUACCAUCUUUAUCACAAUAUCUAUUAUGAUUUGAGAGCUUAAGAUUAAGUGGGACCAGCAUAUCUUGGAAGCUUCUAUUUUCUCAGACAGGAGUGGAGUUACUGGUGCAUGUGCUAUCUUGUUCUACUAAAGAUCCUGCUCUUCAAGAUGGCAAAACUUUGAAAGCAAAAGUUAAAUCAGACAUUAUAUUUUUUAUUACUGAGGUGCUGAAACAAUGGAUUUUCUCACUGAUUCGGACUGGGAAAGUUUUAGUGAAAUUGGCAGUAGUGAACACGAAGAAGUUGACUUUCUGUAUGGUGGUCAGGCUUGUACCAUUCUGUCGAGUCUGGAGGAAAGUAUUGGUAAAAUAGAUGAGUUCCUCUCAUUUGAGAGGGGAUUUCUUCAUGGGGACAUUGUCCGCUCUAUAACGGAUCCAUGUGGGCAGAUGGGCAGAGUAACCAAAAUAAACAUGUUUGUGAAUCUUGAGAAUGUUCAUGGGAAAAUUGUAAAAAAUAUAAAUUCAAAACAACUUUCGAAACUCCAUUCCAUUUCAGUUGGAGAUAUUGUGGUUAAUGCAAAUUGGAUAGGACGGGUGGUUAAGCUGGUUGACUGUGUCUCUAUCAUCUUUGAUGAUGGAUCUAAGUGUGAGGUCACUGCUGUGGAUCAUGAGAAGCUUGUGCCUGUUUCUCCCAACUUAAUUGAUGACCCACAAUAUCAAUAUUAUCCAGGACAAAGAGUAAGGGUUGUGCCUUCAAAUGUUUCUAGGUCAACUAGAUCGUUAUGUGGUACCUGGAGGGGAAAUCAGGACGAAGGAACCAUUUCAGGUGUGGAUGCGGGUUUUGUCUAUGUUGAUUGGAUUUCCUGUGUUCAUGUUGAUCAUGAAUCGAGUGCCUUUCCUCCUUGUUUGCAAAAGGCAAAAGACUUGACUUUGUUGUCAUGUUUUUCCCAUGCAAAUUGGCAGCUUGGUGACUGGUGUAUGCUUUCCUCGGCUGACUUCAGGGGGACUACUGAAGAGGUUCUCCACUCUGCAACUCAACAUAUAACUAGGGAUUCGUGGAAACAAGAUAAAGGAUUUAAAAGUGGAAACCCAGAUUCAAGAUUGGUAGAGAUCUUUACCAUCAUUAAGACAAGGACCAUGGUUGAUGUUGUGUGGCAAGAUGGUACUUGUGGUUUAGGAUUAGAUUCACAGACUUUACUUCCUGUCGGCAUCACGAAUACGCACGAAUUUUGGCCUCAUCAAUUUGUCCUGGAAAAGGGAACCAUAGGCAAUAGCCAAAGAUGGGGUGUGGUGUGUGGUAUGGAUGCAAAAGAACGCACAGUUAAGGUACAGUGGAGAACUAUAUCUGUGAAUCAAAUAAAUGGUUUUGAUGGGAAGCAGGUGGAGGAAACUGCUAGUGCUUAUGAACUUGUUGAGCACCCAGACUACUCUUACUGUUUUGGGGAUAUCGUGUUCAAGAAGGUGGUUCAAAGCCAGUAUGGUGAUCAAGCUGAUAAAUGUUUCAAAAUCUCUGAAAAUGGUUUUGGCACAGAAGCCGUUUUGAAAGGCAGAAACUUGAAUCUGGAUCAGUACAAGUAUCCCAGUACAUAUUGUCUAUCCUGUAUCGGCAUUGUAACUGGGUUUAAUGAAGGUGAUGUGGAGGUGAAGUGGGCUUCUGGUAUUACAACAAAGGUUGCACCAUAUGAAAUUUACCGUAUUGAUAAAUAUGAAGAUUCAGCAACAACUCUUGUUCUCUUUGAAGAAAAUACUGAGGCUUAUAAUCAAGAGAUGUUUGUGGAUGAGAAGCAGUCUGAUAGCCACAAAGGAAAGGAGUUGUUGAAUUUCAACGGUGCUAUUGAAAGUGGUGAGAAAUUCUCAUUGGUACCUACUUUCUUCCGUCCUCAAGCUGCUAUUGGAUAUUUUACAAGCAUUGCUUCUAGCAUUCUUGGAUCUCUUGGUCCCAAUUCACUGAUAAGCCAAGACCCAUCUGGUUGUAUUUCUCGCAAUGCAAAAGAAUAUGACAUUCUCCUUGAGAAAGAGGUGGCUGAAACUUUCCAUCACUGUGCUGAACAAGAUAUGAGUGAGUUGCAGAUAUUUGAAAUGACAAACAUAAGACAGGAAGUUGGAGAGAUUGAAGAAAACAAAGUUCGUAUGAUGCCUAGACCCGUUGAAACUUCAGAUCAAUUCAGGCAGUUUGAUAUGGUUAGUGAUUGUUCAGAUCAUCACUUUCUCGGUGAAAGUAAGGUGUUGGCUGUGUCUCAGGUGAAAAGAAGUUGGUUGAAGAAGGUUCAGCAAGAAUGGAGUAUUCUAGAGAAAAACCUUCCUGAAACCAUCUAUAUCCGUGUAUGCGAGGAAAGGAUCAAUUUACUACGAGCAGCCCUUGUUGGUGCUCCUGGCACACCCUAUCAUGACGGGUUGUUCUUUUUUGACAUUUCUCUUCCUUCGGACUACCCAUAUGAACCACCAUUGGUGCACUACCGUUCAGGAGGCCUCUGCCUAAAUCCCAACUUAUAUGAAUCAGGGAAGGUUUGUUUAAGCCUUCUAAAUACGUGGGCAGGUUCAGAAACUGAAGUAUGGAAUUCGGGAAAAUCCACAAUUCUUCAAGUUCUUCUGUCACUCCAGGCUCUUGUGCUUAAUGAGAAGCCAUACUUCAAUGAGGCCGGAUAUGAUAAACAGUUAGGAAGAGCCGAGGGGGAAACAAACUCGGUGAGCUACAACGAAAAUGCUUUCCUCGUAACCUGCCAGUCUAUGCUUUAUAUACUCCGGAAUCCACCCAAGCAUUUUGAGGCACUUGUUAAGGAGCACUUUAGUAGACGUGCCAAAACUAUUCUCUCCGCUUGCAAUGCAUACAUGGAAGGAGCGCCUGUAGGAUUUGCUCUUGAAUGUGGCAAAAAUGGGCACAAUGUAGAUCUUAAAGAAAGUUCUACUGGGUUCAAAAUCAUGCUAGCCAAGCUUUUCCCAAAGCUUGUGGAUGCAUUUUCUGAUCAGGGAACCAAUUGCAGUGAAUUCCGUGGGGUAGAGAAGUGAAAGCACUGCCGAGGCACUAGUAUGUGAAAACGAUACCCGGAAUUGCUAGAAUGUGAGUAGCUUUGUAUAAUAUUCCUCACCAGAACUGAACGGAGAUCCCUUUAAAAGGGAAGUUAUGUAUCAUAUUGGGGUGUGCUUUGCUGAAAGAUGGCAAUGUUUAUAACUGUCGGAAGUUAUGCUUUACAGGCUUGUGCUGUGACUCUAGAAAACUAUUGUUUGCAGACAAUAAGGAGCAAUGGUUGGAUCGGUUGCGCUUUGAUAAUUCAUUUUGAGUUUCCGAA
Molecule: messenger RNA, 4619 nt
Organism: Gossypium arboreum
Lineage: Eukaryota; Viridiplantae; Streptophyta; Magnoliopsida; Malvales; Malvaceae
Product: probable ubiquitin-conjugating enzyme E2 24
Exons: 10
Coding region: 1570-4338 (922 amino acids)
Source: RefSeq, a predicted model, not a curated record